AUGGCGGACGUAGACACCCAGCGCUCCUCUGACGACCACACGAUGACCGACACCAAGCCAGAGGCUGCUUCUCCUUCCGCUGCCCCUGCCCCUCAGGUGGAUGCGGACACGAUUUUGACGGGGUCUAAGCUUGCGGUGGUGUUCAUUGCCAUGCUGCUCUCCGUCCUCUUGGUGGCCCUCGAUCAGACGUGCGUGCUCUACACUAUGUUUUCCCCCUGCUCACACCAACUAGCAUCCUCGCCACUGCCCUCCCCCCGCAUCGCCUCCGACUUUGACUCGUUCUCCCUCCAGGGCUGGGUGGCGACCUCCUUCGUCCUCGCCCAGACCGUUUUCCUGCUCUUCUACGGCCAGCUGCUCCGGAUAUUCCCCGCGAAGUACACGCUCCUUGCGGCGAUAACAAUCUUCGAGGUCGGGUCAUUGGUGUGCGGCCUUGCCCAAGGCGUUGAUUCCCUCAUCGCGGGGCGGACGGUGUCGGGUAUCGGAGCAGCAGGCAUCUGUAUGUCUUUCCUUUCCCUUCUCGCUGAGUUACUUACUUGCCUAAUAGUUGUCUCCAUGAUCCAAAUCAUCUCACAGGUAACCCGGCUCGAAGACCGUCCGCGGCUGUUUGGCCUAUUCGGCGCUGUAUUCGGCCUGUCGAGUAUUGUCGGGCCAUUAAUUGGAGGGGCCUUCACCGACCAUGUCAGCUGGCGAUGGUGCUUCUAUAUCAACCUUCCCUUUGGCGGCGUCUCCCUCACCGUCGUCACCUUCCUGCUUAAGGCUUCGCCCCCGCUCGGAUCUGACCCAGCCCAACGUACAUGGCGCCACCUUCGCGACCAGGUGCUGCGGAUGGACUAUCUCGGCAUGCUGCUCGCCUCCGCCUUUGUCACAUGCCUCAUCCUCGCGCUGCAGUGGGGCGGGAACACGAAACCGUGGAACGACGCGGCGGUUAUCGUGACCUUUGUGCUCUUUGGCGUCUUGGCGAUCGGCUUUGUCGGCUGGGAGGUGUGGCUCGGCGAGCGCGCGAUGGUCCCCACGGCAAUCUUCAAGAGCCGCUCGAUAUACGCCAUUAUAUCGUAUGCGUUCCUCACGCGCUUCUCGCUCCUGCUCUUCUCGUAUUACAUCCCCAUCUUCUACCAGGCGGCGCGCCACCACUCUGCCACGAAAUCGGGCAUCGACUUGUUGCCGUUUAUGCUCGGCACAGUAUUGUCUGUUAUCGGAAGUGGACAGAUUGUUGGACGAUUUGGGCGGUAUUACCCGUUCUUGGUGGCGGCGCCAAUCUUCCUCGCCAUUGGGUCUGGGCUGCUGUACACGAUCUCCGCGUCAACGUCGUCUGCCAAAAUCAUCGGCUUUCAAAUUCUUGCGGGUGUUGGAACCGGCAUGGGCAUGCAGAACUCGCUGCUCGCGAUCCAGGUCGAGUUCAAGUCCAAGGCGGAGGCGCGGCUGCUUGGGCAGGCGACCUCCAUGGCGUCGUUCGGCCAGUUCUUGGGCGGCACGGUUGGCCUCGGCGUUGCGGAGCCCGUCUUCGCGUCCGAGCUGACUAAGUUCCUCGCCAAGUACGCACCCGAGGCGCCGUCUGUGAUCGUCAAGGAGAGCCCGACGGCGAUAUACGAGGCGCUGCCCCCGGCCAUGAUCCCCGGCGUCGUGCGGAGCUACACGGAGGCGCUAAGGAUCGUGUUUGUUGUGGGUGUUCCUGUGGCGGGGCUUGCGCUGCUCGCGUCGCUGUUCAUCAAGAACCUGAAGAUCGAGAAAACUGGUCCAGCGCAGGAGAAGGGCGACGUGGAGAAGGGCAAAACGGGGGAAGAAAAUAACGCUUAA
Messenger RNA from Mycena indigotica, 1794 nucleotides. Its product is annotated as Major facilitator transporter-like protein. Gene Ontology annotation, biological process: transmembrane transport. Lineage: Eukaryota; Fungi; Basidiomycota; Agaricomycetes; Agaricales; Mycenaceae. Gene Ontology annotation, molecular function: transmembrane transporter activity. The record is from RefSeq and is a predicted model, not a curated record. Bases 1 to 1794 code for a protein of 597 amino acids. The transcript has 5 exons.